Hypoxylon fragiforme is the source of this 1448-nucleotide messenger RNA. RefSeq lists its product as uncharacterized. Lineage: Eukaryota; Fungi; Ascomycota; Sordariomycetes; Xylariales; Hypoxylaceae. The transcript has a single exon. The coding region runs from base 41 to 1414 and encodes 457 amino acids. The record is from RefSeq and is a predicted model, not a curated record.
AGGAAACCCCUUACUCACAUCCGUGCAGACGAUAUACAUCAUGUCCUGGUCAGAGGUCCAGCCCAGACAUUGGCAAAGACCUUUGGGAGAGAAUGAACGCAUGAUCAAGUGGAUCGGCGAUCGAUCCCACCCAGCUGACCGCGAGCACUGGUCGAUUACGGUUAUCGGGACCUUCACCUUGUGGGGUUCAUUAAAGGAUAGUGACAUAUUGCCGAAAGUGCGCAAUGCGUGGAAGUUGCUCCGCUUCCAGCACCCCAGCAUAGCAUCUACAGCCGGCACGGAUGUCUUGGAUUAUCUUAUUCCGGAUCACACGGCUUUGGAGCAAUGGGCCAGCGAGACUCUGCACGUUAUCUCGGAUGCCACCAUCACUGCUGGGGAUCUGGUUCCUGAUCUCAAGCCGUCUCCCUAUGUCACUGGGUAUUUCCUCCCACACACAGGGGAGUUCGUAUUACAUACUGCACAUUGGCGCACGGACGGCCCUGGUGCCUUGCAACUCCUGAACGCCUUUUUCGUGGCGCUUGCAUCCGAUGAAGACUCUGCAACGUUGGCUUGGGGUGAAGAACACGUUCGUCUAGCCCCUAGCAUCGAAGAGGUGCUCGAGCUUCCCGAGAAAGCCACGCCCGAGAUCCAGGCUGCCACAGCCGAGUGUCUCAAGAGCGGUGCGCUGGUAGCUGGUUCCAUCGGCCUGCCCUUCCGCGCGGAUCCCGACAUCCGCCCCGGAAGGACAAACAUGAUUCGACGUAGACUGUCGGAAGCAACAUCGAAUGCCAUAUUGGCUCGCUGCAAGGAGCGAGGCAUCAAGCCCCUGUCCGCCAUCCAUGCUUCCUUGGCGGCAGCAAACUUUGCUGGGAGCGCGUCGUCCCCCGAUGGGACCGGGCACUAUACUAGUACCAUGCGGUUCAGCCUGCGUCCAUACCUGAGAAAGCCGUUCGACUCGGCUCAAUACGCGUCUGCUCUGUACACAGGUAGCUACAUGGCCAAGGUAGCGCCAGACAGUUCCUGGGAAGAAAACGCGACGCAGUAUGACAAGUUAUACACGGCUGGCCUGAGUCGAGAAUUCCUGAUAGCACGCCGGCAAUUCGCACUUCAGGUAAACGGGCUGUUGCAGCGCACUGGACAGCUGGGGCCGCCGAGGAGUGAGGUCGACAUAUCAAGUAUUGAAGAUGGUGACAAGCUGGUCACGCAGGUUCAUUACUUCGGGGGUGGGAGGGAAGGAGGACUAGAGGUUCUGGACUUCAGCCUUGGGCUUGAAAGCACAUCCAAGGAAUCGUACCUGGUCUUCUGGACGUAUAGAGGGAGGGUCGAGUUGAAUCUGGUCUACAACGAAGCCUUUUACGACCAGGCUGUCAUGGUGGGAAUCUUGGAUACACUAGAGGGCUCUUUGAGGAAGGCAUUGCAAGUUGAGGGUUCAUAGAGUGAAGGAAAUUCAGAGUUGUUCACACGUGCUC